Cydia pomonella (codling moth) is the source of this 5887-nucleotide messenger RNA. RefSeq names its product RING finger and CHY zinc finger domain-containing protein 1 (gene Rchy1). Gene Ontology annotation, cellular component: nucleus. Gene Ontology annotation, molecular function: ubiquitin protein ligase activity; zinc ion binding. The record is from RefSeq and is a predicted model, not a curated record. The coding region runs from base 257 to 1246 and encodes 329 amino acids. The transcript is spliced from 7 exons. Gene Ontology annotation, biological process: protein ubiquitination; ubiquitin-dependent protein catabolic process. NCBI's taxonomy places the organism in Eukaryota, Metazoa, Arthropoda, Insecta, Lepidoptera, Tortricidae.
UCGCAGGUAAAUGGAGCACUUCUAUGCUUUGAUUUAACCAUCCGUAAUCAUGACAAUGGUGACGUGACGUGAGUAAAAAUGUCGAAUUCGAAAUGUCAAAUCAAUCACGCAAAACAAGCAGAUGUCACGUUAAUUUGUUAUUCUAUUUUACUGUAAUAACCCGUUAAAUUUGGCGUUUGCAAUAAUUUAAACUUAGUGGUUGAAUAUUAGAUAAGUUUCAAAGUGUUUCGUGUUCAGUGCAUGAAAUUAUAGUGAAAUGUCGAAUGACAAAGAAGAGGCCGUGAACGGUGAAUCGUCGGCUGCGACCGAACAAACUGUUGAAAAACGCAUAGGCUGCGCUCAUUACAAGCGACGAGCGAAAUUCGUGACACCAUGCUGCAACAAACUUUACAUGUGCCGCUACUGUCACGACGAGAACGAGCAGCAUUACUUCAACCGCAAGAGUGUCACCGAGCUGAUAUGUACAGAAUGCGACACCCGGCAGGCGGUGCAGGCAGAGUGCGUGAGCUGCGGCGUGCGCUUUGGGAAGUACACAUGCCUCAUAUGCAACCUGUUUGACGACGAAGACAAGCGCCAGUACCACUGCGAGGGUUGCGGCAUCUGCCGCGUCGGCGGACGCGACCGGUUUUUUCACUGCGAACGUUGCAAUAUGUGCCUGCCUAUGCAGCUACAGAGAGUGGGGCAUAGGUGUGUAGAGAACGUGUCUCGCUCCAACUGCCCCGUGUGCCUCGAGGACAUCCACACGUCCCGUAUCCCGUGCCACAUCCCUGACUGCGGGCACCUGCUGCACCGGCCCUGCUUCGAGCAGCUCCUGCACUCGGGACACUACGCCUGCCCUACGUGUCAGACCAGUAUGAUCGACAUGACUAACCUAUGGAGUUACCUGGACUCGGAGGUGGCGGCGACGCCCAUGCCGCCCGAGUACGCAGACUACAAGGCCACUAUACUUUGCAAAGAUUGCCAUAAGCUAUCGACGGUGAAGUUUCACGUGGUGGGACUGAAGUGUCAACACUGCGGUGCCUACAACACGUGUCAGACCAACGGCUUCCACAAGGAGUCAACGAGCGCGGAGUCGGGCUCGUCGUCCACGUCGUCCAGCCGGAGCGGCUCCUCGUCCCUCCCGGGGGGCGCCGCCCCCUCCCCGUCCCCGUCCCCCUCCGCCGCCCCCUCCCCCUCGCCCGCCCCCUCCCCCGCCGGCCGCGAGCUGCCGCGCGCCAACCCCAUGGACGAGCCCCCGCAGGCCUGACCGCACACCACUACUCUACAUUAAGGUAUAUCUACUGACGGGAGAUUCCAUCUCAUGUAAUCCGGUUACCGUUCUAUUACAUUUCUUUAAUCUCCCCCCCGAGUCCCGGUCCGAUCAUAGACAUAGAAAACUUCCACCUCCUGCUGUGAUAUCGCGUCCAUGAAAUUCCGGGUGUUAAAAUUGAUCAAAUUCUUGCCGUUUGAAUUUAACCGAAAGGUACGUAAGUAAUUUUCUUAUUUUAAGCAUCGAAGUUUUUAUCGCACGGUAAGACGUUAGCGAGCAAUGGAGUCGACAUUGGCAAUAAAAUUCAACUGAUAUUCAUGCUCAUUCGUUUUUUUUUAUCACGGACAAGAACGUUAACGAGUUUAAAAACGAUUCUUUAAUUUUGUCUUUGAAUUUGUAAAUAUUAUAUAUAAUAAUCGUGACCACAUUUUGUAUUGAUUAGAUUACAAUAUUUCAUAGAAAAUAAUAUGUAUAUUAAAAGAGGUAAGCAUAAUGUAUAUAAAUUAAUCUAUACAAAAAAGCUUAUUAUUAUUAGUUGUAAUAUUUAUAUACUGAAAGACAAAAUUAAAUAAACGUUUAUAACUCGUCAACGUACUUGUGCUUAAUUAUAAAAUUAAAAUCACUAAUAAAAUAAAUUAAUAAGUAUAAAUAUGAGUUGAAUUUCAUUGCUAACGUCGACUCCAUUGCUUGCUAACGUCUUACUGUGCGAUAAAAACUCCGAUGCUUACUUAUUAAUAAUAAAUAAAUACAAUUCGGAUCGACUACACCUGUAUGACAUUUUAACUCGUUGAAAAACCCGAGUCACAUUUUAACAUUAUCUUUCAAACACAAUUAAGGUACACUCGUUAAAUUAAACAUAGGAAUAGUGAUAAAGUGACAUAAUAGUAACAUAGAAUCUGUAGAUACAUUGUAAUGUAGAGAGAGACUACAUUGUAAUGUAGAGAGAGACUACAUUGUAAUGUAGAGAGAGACUACAUUGUAAUGUAGAGAGAGACUACAUUGUAAUGUAGAGAGAGACUACAUUGUAAUGUAGAGAGAGACUACAUUGUAAUGUAGAGAGAGACUACAUUGUAAUGUAAACUUGACUAACGACGUCCAAUAAAAUACUGUGAUUGAAUAGUUUAACAUUUCUACAGCAAGUAAAAGUGACGAUAGUUUAACAACUAGCUAUUCACUUACUAUUAAUAAGUCCAUCAACCAUAAUUGAUGCUAGCCAGUCUAGGCACACAUGAUUCAAAUAUAAUGACGAAUUUAUUCAUAUUUGAUUAACCUGUCGUGUACCGUGUGAAUUUAUUAAUAUUUGAUUAACCUGUGUGUGUAUGUUUAAGCAUUCCUCUACCUACCGAGGCCGGAGAUUACCGGCCAGAAUUUUGUGCCCCGUAUUUACUACGUACAGAGAUUACCGGUCAUUUUACACGCAGUCGAAAAAUAGUUUUAUUUAAAAUAAAAAUAAAGCUGUUUUUCGAUUGCGUAUAUCCGGAAAAAUCCAUCGUGAUAGAUCUGGGGUGGCGGCCCGCACGGGUGGGGAGCGAUAGUCGGGGUCAACAAACAAUUGGCCGGUAAUAUCCGCAUUUGGUAGACGACAGGUUAAUAAAUAAAUAUGGUAAAGCGAUGAAAACGUUACAAGAAAAUGGUAAAUCACAUGCUUAAACAUUAAUUUGUAAUAAUCUUUAGGUAUUCAAAAUAACCUUAUUAAAUUUAAAAUGCUUGCUCAAUAUUUAGUAACUAAUCUCUUUCAAAGCAUUAAGUAGCUAGAACUUCUAUUGAUGUGUUUUGAAAGCAGGAAAUGGUUGAUUCCAUUAGAAAAAUAUUGCGUAUUUAUGUGUGCUUUCGGGUAAUUCCGACUACUUCAGGAUGUUGGGUUGAAAUCACGUGUUUUUACGUCUGUUGUAUGACACGAAUGUUUAGAUUCACGUCUCUACUGUGGACAUCAAAGUUAAAGGCUAUUUCUUUGAUUGAAGGGUACUACCUUUUCUAUUAACUUGUAUCUUGUAUACACACACAUUUUUACCAUGGACCACAGGAUACCAACUUAUUUGGUUAAUGACCAUAUUGUACUAACAAUAGCAUCAGUGCCAAGAUAUCGUUGUGUAGGUUUAUUUAAUUGAAAUUAUUUGGCUUUGUAAUUCCGAUAGGCUAAUAUAUUGUGAUUAAUAUAACUAGCGUGUAAGUUUAGUUAAUUUUUUACAAACUUCAGGAUAUAGCUUAUGAAAUAAAAUAAACCAAAAAUGUAUAAAACGCACAGUUAACAGUGACCGUCCAAUCAAAAAUGGGCCUUACGGGUGUAAAGUCACGAUUGGAUAUAAUAUGUAUAAAAUUGCGUUGCUGUUUUACAAACUUUUUUGGUAUAAUGUCAUAAUGAUCGUAAAUACUUGCCACUUUUAUUUUUCUCAGUACACUAUUUGUCAAAAAAGAAUGUCGAGAGAAAUCCUUCACAUAUUUUAGAAUGUUAGCUGUAUUUUUAUGCAGCCUAGAAUCUAUUCUCAUGAUUGAGAUUUUUUUUUUUCAUUAGGGAAUUAUAUUAUUCUAAUUUAUGAAUGAGUAGCUGGUUGUAUUGAAUGAUAAAGAGCUGGUUGUAAAGUGCGUACAAAUGCUGCGCAAACUAGCGCAAGGCAUAUAUAUCACCGCAUAAGUGUAGCCUAAAGCAAACACGAGGGAUUUCGUUCAUUGGCCCGCCUGUUGCUAUCUCUAUUGCACGCGCAUAGUUAUAUUGCUGUCCCGCCCGUGGUGCGAGUGGUCAAAGACACUGCGAGCGGGACAGCAAUAUAAUUAUGGGUGCAAUAGAAUCGUAUAUGAAAACCCUAAUCGAAAGUUAAUGUAUGGGGGUGUAUCAACUUUUUAGUGUUACUCGUUGACAUAGUUGCUUACGGCUAGUUGUCCAGGGGAAAAGCAGCUUAAAAUCCUGAUGUGAUGGUAUUUGAAUUUACCAAACUUGCAUUAUUGCGGUGAUUGUAAGCUAUUUCCCUAAAUGACCAUCUAAGCAUGUUAAGUAGAUUACAUUUCUUCUGGCAAACUGUGCCACACUUGUCUCUUGGACAUAAUAACAACACAAAAAAGUUGAUCCAUCCAUCGAAAUAAUAUGUCUCUCAUCCUUAUUCCCAAGGUACUAAUUUUACAAGGUAUAAACUUACCUUCAAAAUUGAAAUCAUUAUUAAAUUUAACAAGAGUUUUCAUUCUGUUUCCUUCGUUCGUUCGAUUUAAAACAAAACCAUUUCAAUUAUAUUUUCUAAUACGGUUGAUUCCAAUUUGUCUGCCAAUUUUUCUUGUAUGGUGGCCCGCUAGAGGUUAAAUUUCGAAUGGCUCGUCGAUAAAUGAUUGUCUUAGCUACGGCUGAGUUUGCCGAGUGCAACCAGCUUUGAAUGUAAUUAAAAAAGUUCCUUAUGCCAUCAACUAAUAUUAAAUGUCGGGCUAUGCCGUCAGCCCAGUCUAUGAAAUAAUCUCUGUAGUUUUCGUAUCAAAGAAUUUAAUAUAUUAUAAUAAGCUUACGAUAUGUAUAUGAGACCGAAAUCGGCAAAACUUUGUUGCUUACCGUAAGGACGCCUUGACAGGUUAUUUGUAUAAAGAUACAAGCAAAUUUUGUCCUUUUGGCAAGCGACAAAGUGGGACGUUUUGCCGGUUUCGGUCACAUAUUAGGGUCAAAAUUCUUUUUGUUGUCUGUCCCAAAAAAAUGUGACUGAGAGGAGCUUUUUGUAUGAGAUGAAAUUUUGUUUUUAAUUUUUCUCAUGUAAAAUAUAAUCUACAGCUAGAAAGACACACAGUAGCACUCGACUUUUUUAUUUAUUUGAUAGAAGACAUAGAUUCAAGUGUGACAGAGUGGUCAGAAACAAGACAACGAAAAUAAUUUUAUCCCAUUUAACUUUAAGAUAAGUUAUAUUUAAGUCUGUGAAAAAUAAAUUAACCAGUGUUUGUAAAAACAAAAUAUUUUUAAGAUAUUGAUUACUGCUCAAGUCUGGGUUUAAAGUAUUUUAUUUUUUGUGCAUUCAGAAAUACUUAUAAUUUACAUUAGGCGAAAUAGUGAAUUGGAAAAAUUAUAAUUUAGUCAUUUAGAAUGCCAAAUCCAAUAUGUGCACGAUUUUAAAUUAAUGAAUUAAUACCUUAUGUGUAUGCUAGGCAACAAUUUAUCAAACAAAAAUUGAGCACAUAACGGAUUUGUCAUUCUCAGCGCCGUUUUUAGGGUUAACCCAAUAGAAUAAACAUUCAUUAGGGUUACCCUAUCAAAGGAUUAAUCGAACAAAGGGGGUUUCCCAGCUAGCCGUUUCAGAGACAUGAAAAACCCUUUAUUUCCAUCCCUUACUCGGGAAAUCUGGGACGAUAUAUUUACUUUUUACUUUAUUUGAUACAAAUGGGAGUAGGCCAUUAUUAUUACUAAAACGCGUAACUAAAUGCUAUAAAUUUGAUUUUGUAUCUCGAUGCUAGCAGCUGUGUUACAUAUACUAACUAUAAGCGCCUUUUGUUAUAAUAUAUUAGUAAAUAUAAUUGUAAGCAAUAAGUGAUAGUGUAAAAUAACUGUGAAUAAUAAUAUAAUUACGUAUGUUCAUUGUGUUGUUGACUUUGUUUGUAAUUUUUAUUUAUUGGGUUUCCAAUACGUUUAUGUUCGUAUUAUUUUGAGGCAUUGAAUAAAUUACAGAUUUUAAUUAC